Paramecium tetraurelia is the source of this 742-nucleotide messenger RNA. RefSeq lists its product as uncharacterized. Lineage: Eukaryota; Ciliophora; Oligohymenophorea; Peniculida; Parameciidae. The transcript is spliced from 4 exons. Gene Ontology annotation, biological process: nucleobase-containing compound metabolic process. Gene Ontology annotation, cellular component: cytoplasm; mitochondrion. The record is from RefSeq and is a predicted model, not a curated record. Gene Ontology annotation, molecular function: ATP binding; AMP kinase activity.
GGAUAUGAAAAAUCUCAUGAUAAGAUAUGCAGCUAGCGUUGCUAAGCCAGGAUAAUAAUUCCUUGUUUUGUUCGGUGCACCAGGAGUUGGUAAAGGAACAUUUGCAAAGUUAUUGAUCAACGAUACUAAAUUUAACCACAUAUCGACAGGAGAUGAAAUUCGUAAGAUUUUGAAAGGCAAUACAUCCAAAUCAUUUGAUCCAAAAUUAAUCGCUACAAUUAAAGACAUCGUAGCAAAGGGUGGUCUUGUGUCAGAUGAGAUUGUGAUGAACAUCUUGUAAGAAAAGUUAAAGGAGCCAGAGUCUGCAAAGGGAGUAAUAUUGGAUGGAUUCCCAAGAACAUUAAGAUAAUUGGACUUGUAUGAAAAGAUUUUACCAACAAAUGUGGUUGUUAAUGUGACUUUAAGAGGAGAUAUUUUGCUUGAAAAAUUAGCUGCUCGUCGUACUUGUGUUGGUUGUGGAACAGCUUUCAAUGUGUGUGACAUCAAUAGAGAUGGUUAUGUUAUGGAGCCAUUAAAUCCAAAGAAGGAAGGAAUCUGUGAUGCUUGUGGUGGUAAAUUAGUGGUUAGAGAUGAUGAUAAGAAAGAAGUUAUUGAAUAAAGAAUGAAGGAAUAUGACGAAAAGACUCAUCCCUUAUUAGAUAGAUACAGAGCCAUGGGUGUGGUUGUUGAUUUUGAAGUCAAGAAAGGAAAGAAAGAUUAUCCAAGAUUAUGGGAUUUGGUUAAAUAAAAAUUAAGAAUUUGA